This is a messenger RNA of Staurois parvus, 476 nucleotides long. The record is from the annotation of a GenBank genome assembly. NCBI's taxonomy places the organism in Eukaryota, Metazoa, Chordata, Amphibia, Anura, Ranidae.
AUGGGCCCCUGUACCGCCCUCCUCAUGCUGCUGCCAGGCCCGUAAUCUGCCAUGGGCCCCCGUACCGCUUCCUCUUGCUGCUGCCAGGCCCGUAAUCUGCCAUGGGCCCCUGUACCGCCUCCUAAUGCUGCUGCCAGGUCCAGAGUGUCUCAUGGGUCCCUGUACGGCCUCCCAUUGCUGCUGUCUCCAUCGCCACACUCUGCCAUGUGCCACUUUCAGGUCUCCUCACACUGCUGGUGGGUUCCAUUUUUGUCAUAGGGUGCUGUAUGGCCUCCCAUUGCUGCUGCCUCCACCGCCACACUGUGGCUCCACACUCUGGUUUUGGUCCCGUGACUGCCCAAAUGAGUGAAGUGUGCGGUGAUUCUAAGAUCGACGGCACUCAUCUGCAUGUCAUACUGACUGACAGUAUUAUUUCUCUUCCCCAGCAGACUCCAAGGGCAUUUAAAUUAAAGGUACAGUGUUCAGCACUAAUAUAA